This is a messenger RNA of Salvia splendens (bonfire salvia), 745 nucleotides long. Its product is annotated as ETHYLENE INSENSITIVE 3-like 3 protein. The record is from RefSeq and is a predicted model, not a curated record. The transcript is spliced from 2 exons. Gene Ontology annotation, molecular function: DNA binding; DNA-binding transcription factor activity. Bases 1 to 735 code for a protein of 244 amino acids. Lineage: Eukaryota; Viridiplantae; Streptophyta; Magnoliopsida; Lamiales; Lamiaceae. Gene Ontology annotation, cellular component: nucleus.
AUGGAUGGAAUGGCUAUUCCCACGUGGAAUGGCACGGUGAUUUCUAAGAAAAAAAUUUACCAAGCAAAGGAAUGGAAUGGAGUUGAUUGUGAUGAUUUCUGCAACAGUUGGGAUGUUGAAAUUGAUGAAAUAAGAGGUCAGGGAUUAAUAGAGGAGAAAGAUGUGAGUGAUGAAGAGAUUGAUGCAGAGGAAUUGGAGAAGAGAAUGUGGAAGGAUCGUGUGAGGCUGAAGAGGAUCAAGGAGAGACAGAAGCUUGCAGAGAAGCAUAAGGCUAUAUCGUCGACUACAGACCAGGAUGGCAUCUUGAAAUACAAGCUCAAGCUCAUGGAUGUCUGCAAGGCUCGUGGCUUUGUGUACGGCAUCAUCCCUGAGAAGGGUAAGCCCGUUAGUGGUGCAUCGGAUAACAUACGAGAAUGGUGGAAGGAGAAAGUGAAGUUCGACAGAAAUGGCCCUGCGGCUAUUGCUAUGUAUGAGGCCUAUUGCCUCUCUAGAGAGGAUAGUUACAAGGGGGAUUCGCAGAGUCUCCUUCAAGACUUGCAAGAUGCUACGUUGGGGUUACUUCUGUCGUCGUUGAUGCAACACUGUGAUCCGCCUCAGCGGAAGUAUCCGUUGGAGAAGGGCGUUCCGCCACCAUGGUGGCCGACAGGGGAUGAGAAAUGGUUGGCCAGACUGAGUUUACCAUAUAUUUUUGACAAAUUUUCUAAAUAUAAUUUGACCUUCAAUAUUAUCAUUUAAUUUUGUAACA